Molecule: messenger RNA, 1833 nt
Organism: Phyllotreta striolata
Lineage: Eukaryota; Metazoa; Arthropoda; Insecta; Coleoptera; Chrysomelidae
Source: the annotation of a GenBank genome assembly
CGAGUACUCCGGCAGUACCAGUACCGCGGAUUAGUACCACUGCUGCGGAUAGAACGAAACGAGAUCGGCGCUAGUACGACCCGAAAGGUACCGGCUCGUGGGAUUUUUAUUUUUCUUCGCCGGUUUUUUUUUUUUUCGGUACUACCGCGAUAUAAGGGAUUGUGGUACUGUGCAGUGAUGUAUUGUGCGAGCGGGGUGGUUUUGGUUUUGUUGCACGCGGUAACAUCGUUUGCACAAGAUUAUGAAGUCACCGAAAUCCAAUGCACGUUCGCGUUGGGCGCCAGCCUGCAGGGCACCAGGGACUCCAUCGUGGCGAAGCUGAAGAAACCGGAGGGCUUCAAGGGGCAUCCCCUGUUCGCCGACGACAGGGGCGUCGACGCCGAGACGGACGCCGCCUGCCAGAUCAGGCCCGAUCUCGGCGACCCCGCCGGCCUAAAGUACAACCUGAAAAUCCUCGAUUUCGGCCGGUGCGGCGUCCUCAAGCGAAACGGAUUCGUGCACGUGCGCGUGUGGUUCCCCCAAUUUCCCGGGGUAGUGAUGCAAUCCGAUCAAGAGUUGAUCAUCAUGUGCAAACCGCCCGAGCCUACUGUGAUUGAAAACAAAGCGGCAGGAUUCGCCGGUAGUUUUCCGCACGGGGCGCGAGUGUCGGGCGUCGUGGAGGAGACCCCGGGCCGUUUGGAGUACGAAGUGGCCUUGUACAAGGAAGCGCCGGCGGCCAGGAUAAGCAACGUGACCGGCGGCAGCGAGUUGCCCGUCGAUCAGGCGGUACCGAUCGGUACUAAGUUACAGCUGAGGGCGCGGAUCAGCCCGGACUCCGCCUGGAAGUACGUCAAAUUGAUGGAGGUCACCGUCAGCCCGGACCCCGACGAUCCCCACAUGAUGGGCAGCGUGGCUUUGAUCAAAGACGGAUGUCGCAACAAAGACUUUUCGUCGAUCAUACCGCACCAGCCGGCUAGGUACAGGGAGCGCCCCAACGAAGUCUUCCUCGACUUCGAGGCGUUCCUGCUGAGCACGAUGAAGGAGCGCUCGACGCUGUGGAUACACUCGCAGAUCAAGGCCUGCAUGGAGGCGAUCGACUGCCAGCCGGACUUCUGCCUCGACCUCUACGAGCCCUCGGGCCACGGCAGGCGGAAGAGGAGCGCCCAAAUCGAGGAGCAGGGCCUCAAUUCGACGCAUUUAGCCCGGAUCAAGGGCAACUUGGAGUACACGGUGCUGAUGCCGAGCGAGUUCUACCACAGGAAUCCCGGCGUCGAUGGAAGUUGCAGCACGUUUCUCGUUAUCGCCGCUAUUUUGGGGGCGCUGCUGUUCCUCUCGGCGUUCGUCAUGUGCUGGUUGGCUUCCAAGUUGCAUUCGACGUUGAUGGGGGUGAACGGGGACGGGAAGAACAUCGAUCAAUUGGUCAGGGAUAGCAGGAGGUAUUCGGAUUCGGGGUACACGGGCAGAGCGACUACUCAGUGACCAAAGGGUUGUUGGUAAUAGACUUGGUGCUGGAUGAAUUACCACGACUUUUGCUCGUUCUCUUCGCAUCGGGAGGAUUUGCUAUUUCGAAUUUCUGUCUAUGAAAUACUCUGUAUAAAACGGGCUAUUGUUAGUUGUUAGUUUAAUGCUGCUGUUUGUUUAGUUAUUAUUUAUUUAUUUAUUUCCAUUAGUUUAUCUGUUUUGUACAUAUUAUUUAUUGACUUUUGUGUUAGAAAAAAUAUUGGAAAUCUCUGCGAAUUUUCAUAAAUGCCGGCGCAUUUGUAAAAAAUCGUUCGUUUCGAAUCGAAAGAGAGGAAUUUCCAAUAUUCGGGAAGGUGAAUUUGCAGUUGUUUUUUUUUGUAUCGAUUCGAAUUA